AUGGGUUCUGACGUAGAACAACACAUUCAAAACCAAACAACAAACACAAACAGAGUCACUAACGGUAACAUUUCCGUUGCAAAAACUCUCUCAAUAGUCCAACCUCAUUCACUUCUCCCGAAACCAACACCGCCACUCGCCACUUCAAAUCCGAACCACCCAAACGACGUCGUUCCAUCAUCAACCUUCAAAACUUUCUUCCGUCAGCGAAGUAACAACCUAUCCUCAGCAAUAUCGCGAACGAUCUCAUCUCUCAAAAACUCAAUCGAUGAAAAGAACGACAACAAGUCGAAUAACGAUGUUACCGAAUUCAAACUAUCCGGUUUAAAAGUCGUGGUAGAGGCCAAAAACGGCUUGUCGUUGGGGAAAGUUCGAAUCACGUUGUUUUCAAAAUCCAACUGCCGAGACUGUUCCGCAGUUCGGAGUUUCUUCAGAGAAAGAGGAUUGAAAUUCGUUGAAAUCAACAUCGAUGUGUAUACCGAACGAGAGAAGGAGCUGAAUCAGAGAACGGGAAACACGAAUGUUCCGAAGAUUUUUUUCAACCAGAAGCUGAUUGGAGGAUUGGUGGAGUUGAAUGCGAUGAGGAAGAAUGAAGGCGGUGAAUUGGAGAAUAAGUUGAUUGAAAUUGGUAACGGAAAGUUUUCCGGCGACGGCAUCCCGGUGCCGCCGGAGUAUGGAUUUGAUGAGAUGGUUGAGGAGAAGGUGCUGGCGGAGGAGGAGAUGGUGAAGGUUGUGAGAGUGUUGAGACAGAGGUUACCGAUUCAAGAUCGGUUGAUGAAGAUGAAGAUUGUGAGAAACUGUUUCGCUGGGAGUGAGUUGGUGGAGCUUCUUGUUCGUCACCAUGGAUAUGCUCAUGAUGAGGCUGUUGAGGUCGGAAAUCAGUUAUGCCAAAAGCACUUCAUCAAUCCAGUUUUCGGAGAAAUUAAUUUCGAGGAGGAAAAUUUCUUCUACCGAUUCCUUGAGCAUGAAGCUUUUAUACCAAAAUGUUUCAAUUUCCGUGGUGCCACAAAUGACAGUGAACCGAAAAAUGCAGCUACAGUUUGUGAUAGACUUACCAAGAUUAUGUUUGCCAUUCUUGAAUCUUAUGCUUCUGAAGACAGGAGACGUGUUGAUUAUGUGGCCAUCAGCAAAAGUGAGGAAUUUCGGAGGUAUGUAAACAUGACUCAAGAUCUGCAGAGGGUGGAUCUCUUAGAACUAUCUGAAAACGAGAAACUCGCCUUCUUCUUAAAUGUGUACAAUGCCAUGGUUAUCCAUGCUAUGAUAAGAGUAGGGUGUCAAGAAGGUGUGAUUAACCGAAGAUCCUUCUCGGAUUUCCAGUAUUUGAUUGGAGGACAUCCUUAUUCUCUCGCCACAAUUAUAAAUGGUAUCCUUAGAAGCAAUCGGAGGUCACCUUAUUCCUUAGUCAAGCCCUUUGGUACAAGGGACAUACGAUUAGAGGUUGCAGUUGUCAAAAUGAAUCCUUUGAUUCACUUUGGACUUUGUAAUGGCACAAAGUCAAGCCCGAAGGUGCGGUUUUUCUCACCUUGUAGAGUUGCAGAAGAAUUGAGAUGUGCAGCUAGAGAGUUCUUUGAGUGUGAUGGAAUUGAAGUUGACCUAGAGAAGAGGACCCUUCAUCUCAGUCCAAUUUUUAAGUGGUACAGUGCAGAUUUUGGGCAUGAGAGAAAUGUGGUGAAAUGGAUAAUGAACUACUUGGAUGCAAACAAAACAGGUCUUUUAACACAUCUCUUAGAUGAUGGUGGUCCUGUUCAUAUAUCAUACAAAAAUUAUGAUUGGUCAAUAAAUUCUUGA
Molecule: messenger RNA, 1788 nt
Organism: Lathyrus sativus (Indian pea)
Lineage: Eukaryota; Viridiplantae; Streptophyta; Magnoliopsida; Fabales; Fabaceae
Source: the annotation of a GenBank genome assembly